AUGGAUGAUCAGGGAUCCUCUCCUGUAAAUAUAGAUGAUGUUAAUUUGGAUCCUUCCUACCAAAAAAUUUUAGAAUCUCAAGUUCACACUGAAAAUUAUAAAGCUUCCUAUCUUAAAUUAUAUACUUUCGCUACCAAGAAGGAUUGGCUUAUUAUGUUUAUUGGCUUAAUAUUUUCUGGCUUGACUGGUGUUACAACGCCCUUAUUAACAGUCCUUUUUGGAAAAAUGAUUGAUUACUUUACUCAACACUCAUCACAAAAAAUCAAUUCGGUGGAAUUCACUUCGGAGGUUAAUUCUACUACUUUAAAAUUCGUAUACCUCGGUAUCACCACUUUUUUCGCAACUUAUUUUUAUAUGGCUGCCUGGGUUUACACUGGUGAAAGGAUUGCGAGACAAAUUCGUGAAAGAUAUUUACGUGCAAUUCUUCGUCAAAAUAUUGCUUAUUUUGAUAAAAUUGGUGCCGGUGAAAUUACCACUCGUAUUACCUCAGACACUCAUUUGGUUCAAGAUGGCAUCAGUGAAAAAUUCGCCAUGGCUUUCCAAUACUUUGUCCAAUUCAUUGCCAGCUUUUUUAUUGCUUUCUUUAAAAGUUGGAAAAUGACACUCGUGAUUUGUUGUCUCAUUCCAUUAGUUGUUAUUACUAGUGGUGUCAUAAAUAAAUUAUCUUCACUCUAUUCGAAACGAACAUCGGAUUUUUAUUCACAAUCUGGUUCAAUUGCUGAAGAAGCAUUUAGUACUAUUAGAACUGUGGCAGCAUUUGGUGCCCAAAAGAAAUUAUCUAAAUUAUAUGAUUAUCAUCUAAAGGAUGCCAAAGCUGAAGGAAAGAAGAAGUCUAUAGUAAAUGCAUUUUGGUAUGGUUCAACUUUGAUUAUUGAUGGUGAAUUGACUCCUGGGGGGGUUGUCAAUGUAUUCUUUGCUGUAAUAAUCGGUGCCCUUUCCCUUGGAAAUAUUGCUCCUGAUAUACAAUCUUUCAGUUUUGCUACCGGAGCUAGUUCAAAAAUUUUCGAAGCGAUACACCGCGUUCCAUCAAUUGAUACUGAAUCUGAAGAGGGUGAAAAAGUCGAAUUAAAAGGUCACAUUCAACUUAAAAAUAUUUCUUUCAUCUACCCAUCUCGACCUACAGUUCAAACUUUGAAUAAUGUUACUUUGGAUAUUGAACCUGGUUCAACUGUUGCUCUUGUUGGUUCAUCCGGUUCCGGAAAAAGUACUAUCGUAUCACUCAUUCUUCGAUUCUAUGAUCCCGUGGCUGGGGAAGUUCAACUUGAUGGUUAUGAUAUCAAAUCUCUCAAUCUCAAAUCAUUAAGAAGACAAAUAAGUCUUGUUAGCCAAGAACCUGUUCUUUUCAACACUACAAUUGCUGAAAAUGUUUCUCAUGGUUUAAUAGGAUCUAAAUAUGAAAAUCUAUCAAAAGAUAAGAAAUGGGAAUUAAUUGAAAAUGCAUGUAAAAUGGCAAAUGCUCAUGAUUUCAUAAUGAAACUUCCUGAAAAAUAUGAAACAAUGGUCGGUGAACGUGGAUUUUUACUGUCAGGAGGACAAAAACAACGUAUUGCUAUUGCUCGUGCCAUUAUAAAAGAUCCAAUGAUUUUAUUGUUGGAUGAAGCGACAAGUGCUUUAGAUACGCAAAGUGAAGGUAUUGUACAAGACGCUUUAGAUAAGGCAUCUAAAAACAGAACUACAAUUGUCAUAGCUCAUAGAUUAUCUACUAUACGUAAUGCAACAAAGAUUAUUGUAAUGAAUCAAGGUUCCAUUAUGGAAAUCGGUAAUCAUGGAGAACUUAUGGAAAAAAAGGGUGCAUACUACAACUUAGUUGAAGCACAACAAAUUCAAUCUGUGAAAGAAUCUAAACAUUCUUCAAUGACACCACCGGAAGAUAGAGAUAUUUUGUUAAAACAAGACAUAAUACCGGAAGAAGAUCAAAAAUUAGGUCGUAUCGUUACCAACUUAUCUGUGUCAUCAGCAAUUUUGUCCAAACGAAAAGCAGAUCUUGAAGCUGGAAUUAAACAUGAUUAUGAAUAUACUACUUGGGAAUUAAUUAAAAAGGUUGGAAAAAUCAAUCGACCAGAGAUUCCAUUGAUAAUUCUUGGCUAUAUUGCCGCAAUUGUUUGUGGUAGUGUAUAUCCAACAUUUGCCAUCAUAUUUUCACAUAUUAUAGAAUCUCUUUCUAAACCCCCGGAUCAAAUAAAACACGAUGCCACCUUCUGGGCCCUUAUGUUUCUGGUAAUCGCAGUUGUCAUUUUAAUUGGUCAAACUAUACAAGGUGUAGCUUUUGGUUAUUCUGGUGAAAAUCUUACGGAACGAAUUCGAUCUUUAUCUUUUACAUCUUUAUUGCGACAAGAUAUAGAAUUUUUUGAUGAAGAACGAAAUAGUGUUGGUAUAUUGACUAGUUCUUUAUCAUUGGAUGCCACUCGUGUAAAUGGUUUGGCUGGUAUUACUUUUGGUACUAUUUUACAAGUAGUCACUACUGUUAUUAUGGGAUUUAUUAUCGGACUUGCCGUAGGAUGGAAACUUACAUUAGCUUGUGCUGUUUGUAUUCCUCUAUUGAUUGGCUCUGGUGCUAUUCGUAUGAAGAUGUUGAAUGGAUUUCAAGAAAAAACCAAAAGAGCAUAUGAAGAAUCUGCCCAAAUUGCAUGCGAAGGUGCCGGAAACAUUAGAACAGUGGCUUCUCUUACCCGUGAAAAAGAUUUAUGGAAUAUAUAUCAUCGUCUACUUGAUGAACCAAUGAAACAAGGACAUAAUAAUGCUUUUUAUGCAUCAGUUUCUUUUGCAUUUGCACAAUCUGUUAUCUUUUUAGCAAAUGGUCUAGGAUUCUGGUAUGGUUCUCGAUUAUUCAGAGAUGGAGAAUAUUCUAUAAAUAAGAUGUUUACAGUCUUUUUUGCUAUAAUCUUUGGUUCGAUGUCUGCUGGUCGCGCAUUUCAAUUUAUACCUGACAUCAUGAAAGCAAAACAAUCCGCAGCAUCCAUCAUUUCAUUAAUUGAACGAAAUCCAAUGAUAGAUACCUGGUCAAAGUCUGGAAAAAAACUUGAAAACGUUCAGGGACUUAUUGAAUUUAAAGAUGUUCACUUUCGUUAUCCCACUCGCCCUCACAUACAAGUUCUUCAAGGAUUAGAUUUAAAAGUCAAACCUGGACAGUUUGCAGCAUUAGUCGGACCAUCAGGAUGUGGUAAAAGUACCACUAUUGGACUUACAGAAAGAUUUUAUCAAGUAACAAGUGGAAGCGUUACUAUUGAUGGAAUAGAUAUUUCAACCAUUAAUAUAAAUAAUCUUCGAGAAAAUAUUGCACUUGUUAGUCAAGAACCUUCCUUGUUUGAUAUGACCAUUAAAGAAAAUAUUAUAUUUGGAUGCCGACCUGAACAAAACCCAACCCAAGAAGAUAUUGAACGGGUAUGCCGGGAAGCCAACAUUUAUGAUUUCAUUUCACAAUUACCGGAGGGUUUUGAUACUCAAGUAGGAGGAAAAGGAACACAACUUUCGGGGGGACAAAAACAGAGAAUUGCUAUUGCACGUGCAUUGAUAAGAAAUCCUAAAAUUUUAUUACUUGAUGAGGCUACAUCUGCCUUAGAUUCCCAAUCAGAAAAGGUUGUGCAAGACGCAUUAGACCAAGCAUCUAAAGGAAGAACAACAAUUUCUAUCGCACAUAGAUUAUCAACUAUUCAAAACGCAGAUAUAAUUUUUGUAAUAAAAGAUGGUAAAGUAAGAGAACAAGGAACACAUCAAGAACUAUUAGCACAAAAUGGAAUUUAUUAUUUAAUG
Molecule: messenger RNA, 3750 nt
Organism: Diversispora eburnea
Lineage: Eukaryota; Fungi; Glomeromycota; Glomeromycetes; Diversisporales; Diversisporaceae
Source: the annotation of a GenBank genome assembly